Molecule: messenger RNA, 1976 nt
Organism: Aureobasidium subglaciale EXF-2481
Lineage: Eukaryota; Fungi; Ascomycota; Dothideomycetes; Dothideales; Saccotheciaceae
Exons: 1
Coding region: 250-1809 (519 amino acids)
Source: RefSeq, a predicted model, not a curated record
GAGUCUUGAUCGAAGUUGCCAGCCGUGGCGGCUUGAAAGUGUCGUGGAUAACUGUUGUAGCUUAAGCGCCGGUUGCGAAGCCACGCAUACGCUAAUGCAGGCUUCCGAUCUAUCACUUCGCUUGCCACCCCAAUUGCUCGCCAUGCUGGAUACACUGACUGUCUCACAACAUCGCGCUCUCGCCUCCCCUCUUCCUGACCAUGUCUCUCUCGAUCGUGCAGCUGAGCUGUGGGUUGCGUGAACUUGAGAAUGGCUAAGCGAUCGACACUUCUUCUGCAACAUAUCUCAAGUUUUAUUCUUCUGCCAUCACUGGUACAAGCCAGUCUAUGGACAGUUGACAUCGACAAUGGACCUGCGCCGUCCCCUGAGGAUGGACCUCCUCUCUCCGCUCACGCUACUCGAGACUCUCAUCUACUCGCCGGUCAGAUAUGCGGAAUCAUAGGCGCAUAUGUGGCAACUGUCUUGAUCCUUGGAAGCCUUCUUGUCACGAUCGGAAGACGAAUGCGGCGAGCGGCUCUAUCAGCCUAUCUUUCCGUCUCGACGGAGAUGGUCAGGCCCACCAUCAACCAAUUCGACGACUCUCCGAUAAGUCCUCGUUCUCAACGUUCCUGGUACAGUCCACGGCGAUUGAAGAACAAACGGAGUAUGCAAGGCAGCACCAGAACAGUCAGCAACCCUGGCAGUCCCGCAGUGCAAAGUAUUGCCUCUUUCGACCCUGGCGUGAUCGAGUCGGACAGAGUGGCUAGACAGCAAGAGUUAGAACAGCUUUAUGCUGCGGCGUUUGCGCAGGAAGCUGCCAAAUCGCGGACCACAAUAGCAGAAGAUGAACUGUCUCAAGUAGGUUGUACGACGUCAAAGUCGAGACGACAACCUCCCGGACUCCUGACUUCGGCUCCUGCGCUUGCACAUUUGCACUUGCAAGAUUCUCAAAUCAGUCCUGUCUCACCAAGAAGUCCCGUCCGUGCCAUUUAUCCUCCUCGCUCCCCUCGCUUUCAGCCAGCAUCGCCUAUCUCGCCAAUGCGCCCAGACUAUGGUCAGCCGAAGUCCUCAGAGUUGCGUGGGCCAGCAUCUCCUGCCGCGGCCUCUACACGCACACGAACGUCUUCUUUUGGGUCUCAGAUUGAAGGCAAACGUCCUCGAAAAGGAUUACGCAAUUUGCGCAUUCAACACCGACACUACCCUAGCGAAGUCUCGGACGAGGAAGUCCGCACUCCAUUGACGCCACGAUACUAUACUGACUCUGGGAUUCCACCCAGUCCGCCACCUAAGAGCGAAGCGGCUACUACGCCAGGCACGCACGAUGGCUACGGGACACCUGUCGAUAUUAGGGAUUUCGAUGAGAUUAGAGCGAUGCCUCGACCAGAGCCACAGAGGACUGGAAGCCACCAAUACGAGGUAUACAAAGUAGGAGGAGGCACAUCCCGGCAGAUGGAACUCAGGCUCGACACAGCGACUGCGGGUGGCUAUGGUAUCAACCAUCGUGCACUCUCGUCGAACAUGUCUGUGUCUACCCUUGGAACAUUACCUUUCCGUGCCAUGGCGCAAUUAGAUGGUCUGCCGUUACCAUCCCUUGGACUGGUCACCAAGACUACGUACCUCGAGCGACGCCGCGAUCUUUUGAGUGCUCCUCGUACGGGUAUGGCGACUCCGUACAGUUCCUACAUGCCAUUCACGCCGUUGACACCGGUGACGCCUCAUCUGACAAGCAGAGCAGAGAGGAAGCAGCGUGAAAGAGAUCAAGGCAGGCGUGCACCGGCUGCCGAAGACCAAGUCAUCGAUGAGGAGGAAAUGUGGGGAAGUGGUUAUUGAAUCGUCCUUGUUUUCAAGUUCCUUUCUCUCAAGAUGCCAUAAUAAUGAACAUGCAUCGCGACCGUUUUCAGAUAUGCUUUUCCGAUAGCAACAUUCCACAUGUUUGUGAAUCUCGGCAUCCUGUAGCAUCCGGACCCCCCGCGUGCGAUUGACGCGAGUUACCCUGU